This is a messenger RNA of Penicillium brasilianum, 2007 nucleotides long. The record is from the annotation of a GenBank genome assembly. Lineage: Eukaryota; Fungi; Ascomycota; Eurotiomycetes; Eurotiales; Aspergillaceae.
AUGUCUAGUUUCCAGAAGCCCGCUGCCGGCUCCGUACUCGACUACGCCUCCACGCAUUCUUUGCAGGAUGCUGGUUCGUACUCGACCUACGGCCAAUCCCCUUAUGUGACUACUUCUCUCGUCCCCUCACCCAUGGCCGACCAGGCCAGCCAGAUCUCGGACUGUGUCCCAUACAUUCCCAGCAACGAAUAUGCCAGCUCGUACGAAGAGGCACAGUCUCCGAUGAUGGGUAGCCGACCUCGACAAGUUCCCGAGAUUGUUACAUAUAGCCCUCAGCGUGGUUGUGAGGGUACUCGGGUUGUGGUGCAGAUCCAGUCUCCAUUUGACCUGCACAGCUCCUCUUAUGGCGCCUUGUACAUUGUCUUUGGAAGCAAAAAGUGCGAGUGCAACCCACAUUUUCUGGGCUUCCAAGGUACCAACUUCCAGUACUGCCUCUCGGCCGAUGCCCCGUCAUUCAUCUCAACUGGUUCACCCUCCGUGGCGGUCCCCCUCCAGGUCGUCCUGGAGACUCAGAGUGACUGCCAACCUACAACCUUGCAAGUCGGUGUAUAUACCUACGAGCAGGUGUCGCACCCCUCGCCGGGUGCCGAGUCGCGCAAGAGAAAGUUCUCUUCUUACUCUGACCAUGCCGUGCCUGCUCCUGUGCCAGCCAAGCGGACCCCCCACCAGAGUAUUCCUAAGAUUGAGCAGCAGGACAACUAUACCUACCGGGACAACCGCUCGGCUUCUUUCUCGCCCUACCUGCAAACCUUGCCUGCUAUGACAGGAUUCGUCACCCCAUACCACGCUGCUUCUUCUCCCCGUGUCGGCCCGACUCAGUUCUCGAGUGUCUCGGCCACCCCUCAGCCAGCUCUGCGUGCUCCUUCUCCUCUGACCCCAGCCUGGAGUCCAUCUUUCAUGCCUGGCCCCACUGACAUGCGAAGCCAAAGCCUCGGCAUGGUUCAUUCUAUGUCACAGCAUCGGAGACCCUCGCCGGCACGCGCUUCCAAUUCCGCCAACCCUACCUUGAUCCGCACCUCCACCUUGCAGCAGGCCAGCGGCAUUGGCCAGAACUCCACCUUCAACCCGUACGCCAUGUACCCUACCAAGGCUGUUCUGAAGCUGAAUGGUGACCUGAACUCGAUGGCCGUUGGCUGGAGUGCGGAGGAGCGUGAAUCUCAGCGCCGCCUAGUGCAGUUUACUCGUUCCCAGACUGGUAGCACUAUCAAUGCCGAAUUCAAGCCCGUGACCCCCGAGGAGCGCGCCCCCAACAGCAUUUGCAUCAGCUGCAUCCACUGGGAAGGCAAGGAUGAGUGCUUCGUCACCAGUGUGGACACUAUCUACCUGCUGGAGUCCCUGGUCGCCGUCCGCUUCACCGUUGAGGAGAAGAACCGCAUCCGACGAAACCUGGAGGGCUUCCGCCCGCUUACCGUCUCUAAGGCUAAGGCUGAUAGCGAGGAGUUCUUCAAGGUUAUUAUGGGCUUCCCUGCACCCAAGCCCCGUAACAUUGAGAAGGACGUCAAGGUUUUCCCCUGGAGCAUCCUCGCCGAGGCUCUGCGCAAGAUCAUUGGAAAAUACUCCGCUAGCUACUCAUCCACCGCGGGUGUCCUACCUACACCGAUGACGAACUACGCCAGCCACGGCACCGGCUCUGACUCGGGAACCGAGCCUCACGGCACUGGUUCCCCCCAGUCGCUCUCCGAUGCCGGCCCGAUCAGCACCUACGGUCACCACCACGCCCUACCUGCACCGGUCUACGUCUCGCAGCCCGAUCAGUCCUGCGCUCCGAUGUCUGCUGCCUCUGAUCUCCGUUCCGUGAUGCCUCCCAUCAGCCAGCCGUACUCUUCCGUCGGAGCUUACUCCUAUCCUGCCAUCUGCCACCCUCAAAAUUCUCACGGUCUGGUUGCUCCCAGCCCGCGGACGUCCUGGGAGAUGCACAGCCUCGGCGCCACAACUCCCUCGACUAGCGCCGCCUAUGGCUACAUGGACCCAGUGUAUCCGAUCCAUGAUGGAGCGCACGGUCACUGA